AUGAUCUGUGGUAUGAUUUACCAGCAUCCACAUGGUAAUAUGGAAAACUUUAAGGAUUUUCUUAACUCUACUAUUGAAAAGAUUGAUAGGGAGAAUAAAUUCUGCAUCAGUUUGGGAGAUUUUAGUCUUGACCUUCUUAAACUGGAUUCUCACCCAGAUACAGUAGAUUCUUUAAAUACUUUGGGGUCCUUCAGCUUUCAACCUCACAUUUUACAACCUACUCGAAUUACUGAGCACUCAAAAACUCUAAUUGAUAACAUUUUCUUCAAUUCUUUGGAGUUCCCCACCUUAAGUGGGAAUAUUGUUUAUGAUCUUACUGAUCACCUACCUAAUUUCCUUAUUAUUCAAAAAUUCACAUCUUUACCUAUCAAUGUAAAGAUCUACAAAAGAGAUUAUUCUAAUUUUGAUGAAUCUGCUCUAAUCCAAGAUAUCCAGUCAGUUGAUCGGGAAGGUGUAUUACACGCUAAUCCUGAUCCCAAUAUAAUGUUUGACUCCUUUAAAACUAGAAUCUCUGGCAUAACUGUUGUUCAUAUCCCUCUCAUACAACUCUCCAAACGU
Messenger RNA from Pocillopora meandrina, 558 nucleotides. The record is from the annotation of a GenBank genome assembly. NCBI's taxonomy places the organism in Eukaryota, Metazoa, Cnidaria, Anthozoa, Scleractinia, Pocilloporidae.